Molecule: messenger RNA, 807 nt
Organism: Pseudomassariella vexata
Lineage: Eukaryota; Fungi; Ascomycota; Sordariomycetes; Amphisphaeriales; Pseudomassariaceae
Exons: 2
Coding region: 186-680 (164 amino acids)
Source: RefSeq, a predicted model, not a curated record
GAUAUUCCAUCUAAAUACACUUGCCCAGCGUUUGUCGCUCGGUAGUACGCACCCGCCACCGCAAGUAUUUCCACAAUUUACAAUCCAUUCAUACGCACCUACUGCUUACGUAGUUCUUCUCUCUCAAUACGCGCACGUAGAACUUCUACCAAACUCACACGCACACACACUCAUACACAGAUACAAUGUCGUCGAGUUCAACUGGUGCCAAGCAAGGCGGCGGCCGCCGUCAACAACGCCGCCAGCAACCCCCCACACCUCAGCCCGAAGAAGAUGAGGAGCAAGACGACUAUUCGGAUGAAGACGAGGAGGAGAGCGCCGAGGAAGAAUACGUGCCCCCACCACCACAGCGUCGCCGCCGUGGCCAGCAAACAAAACAAAAACAAAAGGGCGGCAAGCAGGGCGGAGGCGGUCCCCUAGGAGGACUCGGCGGCGGUGGACUUGGCGGCGUCAAGGAUAUGCUGCCCGUUGAUAAUAUAGGCCAGACGGCGGGCGGCCUGGUCAACGGCGCCACGGGCGCCCUAGGCGGUGUCGCCGGUGGUGUGGUGCAGCAGCAGGGCGGCGGAGGUGGUGGCGGAAGCGAUACGUUGCGGCUGCGGUUAGACCUUAACCUCGAGGUUGAGGUCACGCUGAAGGCACGUAUCCACGGUGACUUGGAGUUAUCACUGCUAUCGAUGUAAUUACAUUUCUGCCUCGUUUUUGUCCAUCAUUCUACUGGCUGAUACGAGCUACGCGUGGAAACGGUGUUUUGUUACACAUUCAUCAUCGAAAGAGCUUGAAGGUUUAAUACAUGGUUUACCCCGUUCA